Molecule: messenger RNA, 2317 nt
Organism: Daucus carota subsp. sativus
Lineage: Eukaryota; Viridiplantae; Streptophyta; Magnoliopsida; Apiales; Apiaceae
Product: cyclic dof factor 3
Exons: 2
Coding region: 248-1792 (514 amino acids)
Biological process (GO): regulation of DNA-templated transcription
Molecular function (GO): DNA-binding transcription factor activity; DNA binding
Source: RefSeq, a predicted model, not a curated record
AAGGCAAGUUGAGGAAUCAAAAAGUGAGAAAAGAAAAAAGGGAGAAAGCAAGGGGGAAUGUGAAGGCCACAUACAACUUGUGGCUCAAAUCUCCCCUUCUCUUUGCUGAUGUGGAGCCUCAACUCUACUCUCCUGGCCUCUAGUACGUAGCUGCACAACUGCAGCAGCAGUAGCAGCAGCUUGUACAAACAAAAUCAACAAUCUCUCUCUCUCUCUCUUUCCGUCUCUCUCUGUCUCUGUAUCUAAUAUGAUUAGUAAACUCACGGCGGAUGCAAAAGAUCCUGCAAUAAAGAUUUUCGGCAAGACCAUUCAGCUCCCAUCAGCCUCUGAUUCUACCCAAGUUGAUGAGCAUGUAGAGUCGCCUCCCGAACAUAUCGGAGAAGAACAAGAAUCAAAUAAGGAUCCUAUUGCGGAGACUGAUGCGAAGGAGCAAGAUGGAGCCCAGCGUAUAAUGUCAGAGCAUCCUUCCUAUUCAAGUACAACUUCAGCUGCAAACAACAAUACACCUGAUGAUGAUCAAAGCAAAGCUGCACUUAAUAAUGCCCGAAGUAAACCUGUUCCUGAUGAUAACCAAAGUACAGCUCCUGGUGAUGAUCACAAUAAAUCUGCACCUGAUGAUGAUCUAUGCACUGAAGAAGCACAGACUGAGAUGGGUGAUUCACAGGAAAAGACACUGAAGAAACCAGAUAAGAUACUUCCAUGUCCUCGUUGUAAUAGCAUGGAUACUAAAUUCUGUUACUACAAUAACUACAAUGUUAACCAACCACGACACUUUUGCAAGAACUGCCAGAGAUAUUGGACAGCUGGUGGGACAAUGAGAAAUGUUCCUGUAGGUGCUGGUCGCCGCAAGAAUAAGUACUCAGCCUCUCAUUAUCGUCAAAUAGCUGUCUCUGAAGCACUUCAGAAUGCCGGAGUAGAUAUUCCAAAUGAAAUCCACAGUGCUGGUAUAAAGACCAAUGGCACUGUCCUCACGUUUGGCUCCGACUCACCCCUUUGUGAGUCAUUGGAUUCCGUCCUAAAGAUAAAUGGGAAGUCACUGGUUAAUGGCUCAGAAAAUGGGUUCCAGAAGCCCGGGGAAUUUAGCCCUAAAGUAUCCUGUAAAGCAAAAAAUAACAGCGAUGAUCACCCAAGUGGAUCUUCUGUGAUUGUAUCAUGUUCGAAGAAUGAGAUUGUUGCUCCUAGCUUGCAAAAUUUAGCAAGUCAAAAUGGUCACAGCUUUUCACCUGUACCAUAUUUUCCAGGAGAGCCUUGGCCAUAUCCAUGGACUGUCAGCCAAUGGAAUGCUCCUGUAACCCAAGUACCGCCACCUGGUUUCUGUGCUGUUCCUAUGCCAUUUUACCCAGCAUCACCCUAUUGGGGUUGUAAUGUACCAGGACUAGGACCUUGGAAUGUUCAAUGGGUUACUCCUAUGAGUUUGUCUGUGAACCACCCUGCUGCUCCGUCAUCCAGUCCAAGUUCCCCCACACUAGGAAAACACUUGAGAGAUGAGAAUAUGGCAAAUCCGAGCAGUUGUGCUGACGAGGGAUCACCAAAAGAGAAUGAUCCGGUGAAAUGUCUUUGGGUACCAAAGACAUUGAGAAUCAAUGAUCCAGGAGAAGCUGCGAAGAGUCGGAUAUGGGAAACUUUGGGAAUAAAGAAUGAAAUAACUGGCAAUCCAGAUUGUGGAGAAGGCAUGUUCAAGGCUGCAUUCCAGUCGAAAGAUGCUGAGAAAUGUGACUACAAAUCAUCCUCAGUACUACAUGCCAAUCCCGCAGCAAUGUCUAGAUCCCAGAGUUUCCACGAAAGCACAUGAAUGUCGAAUACUUGUGUUGAUAGCUAAAUUUUGGUUGUUGCAAAUAAUGAUAUACACACAUUUUCCGAUAUGGAUACACGUCAUACCAACCAAACAUACCCGAUAUAACACGAGCGAGUGGUUUGGGGAGAGUAUGAUGUACACAGAUACGAGGACAUGGAAUGGUAUACAAUUCAAACUACAUCAAAAUUUAAAGCGAGCUAAUAUGGUACAUGCAUUACUUUGCAGGUCUUAGAUAUUCCUUUGUUAGUUCUUGUUUAAAGUAGACGUAUAAGCACUUGACUUAAUUUAAGUUAAAGCAUUGAGGACAACAUGUGGCAUUUUUAGUUCAAGCCUUGAUAAAGCAACUGUAAUGGGAUUGGGAUUGGAGACCAGCACGUGUUGGUGAAGACGCAAUGCUCGUAAAGGUCUGUGCUGUAGUUUAGAAAUGAAAUAAGUCACUGCAUAUGCGCGUCUACUUGUAAAUUGGGGGCACAUUUUAUAUUUUACAAAAGUCAACUAGACUAGUUACUCAUAUUGCACAUU